AACAGGGAAACACACAUGAGGGAAUUUGUUUGUCUUCCUCUCCAGGAUGCCUUGCUGCGGCUGGCAGCAGUUGUUGAUGUACGCUCACUCCGAGUGGCCCUGCGAGACAGCGUUCAGGAGCUGCUCCCCAGCACGGAGUGUGUGUGCAUCUACGUGCUGGAGGGAGACUCCAGGCUGCUGUCUGACGACCCGCCGCACGAAGUGCCACAGGAGGGGAAGAUCAGGAGUACCGUGGAGCAGCAGAAGCGAUGCGAGUGCACUGGCCUCCCUCCAUCUGAACUGCCGGAGAAAUACAGGAUCUUCCUAGCGGCACCGUUACCGGGACACAGGAGAGCUCUCGUAAUUCCCAUCUUGGAUCAGGAUCACAGCAAGGUUCUAGCCGUCUUACUGGUGGGAUGUGGCCCGCUAUCGGAUCAAGACGAACUGCAUCUGAAUGUGCUGGGAAAACAUGCCUCGGUGGCAUGUGUCCGCAUCCAGGCAGUGCAGGCGUCCUAUCAGAGGCCUCCUCUGAGCCCGUCGCCUCUGCAGUCCCACAAUGCUCUGCUGCACCUCGACGUCUCAGAACAGGACUACUGCGAGCUGGACCGCAACAUUCUGCAGCUCUGUGGUGAGCUCUAUGACCUUGAUGCCGCUUCUCUCCAGCUCAAAGUCAUCAAUUAUCUGCAGCAGCAAACCAAGUCUCAGUGUUGCUGUUUGUUGCUGGUGUCGGAGGAUAACCACCAGCUAUUCUGCCAGGUGGUUGGAGACAAAGUCCUGGAGGAGGAGAUCAGCUUCCCGCUGAUGUUUGGACGCUUUGGCCAAGUCGUGGAGAAAAAGAAGUCUAUAUCCCUCCAGGACGUCAGCGCUGAAGAGCGCAGGCAGCUGUCCAGCAUGCUGGGCUGUGAGAUCUCCUCCAUGCUUUGUGUCCCCGUCGUCAGCAGGGCCACCGGUCACGUGGUGGCGCUAGCGUGCGCCUUUAACAAGCAGGGCGGACAGAGACAUACAGGGGCAGACGAGCACGUCAUCCAGCACUGUUUCUGCUACACUUCAACCGUCCUCACUUCAACUCUGGCCUUUCAGAAAGAACAGAAGCUAAAAGUCGAAUGCCAGGCACUUCUGCAAGUGGCCAAGAAUCUCUUCACACACUUGGAUGAUGUGUCGGUGCUGCUGCAGGAAAUCAUAGUGGAGGCCAGGAACCUGAGCGACGCAGAGAUCUGUUCAGUGUUCCUGCUGGAUCGGGUCAGCCAUGAGCUGGUGGCGAAGGUGUUUGAUGGUGGUGUUGUGAGCGACGAAGACAACGAGUUUCGGAUCCCGGCCGAUCAGGGCAUCGCAGGCCACGUUGCCACCACCGGUCAGAUUUUGAACAUUAAGGACGCCUACUCCCACCCUCUCUUCUACCGCGGCGUGGACGACAGCACCGGCUUCCGGACUCGCAACAUCCUCUGCUUCCCCAUCAAAGAUGAAAACAAUGAGGUGAUCGGCGUAGCGGAGCUGGUGAACAAAAUGAACGGGCCGUGGUUCAACCGCUUCGAUGAGGAUCUGGCCACGGCGUUCUCCAUAUACUGCGGAAUCAGCAUCGCCCACUCUCUGCUCUACAAGAAAGUCCACGAAGCUCAGUUCAGGUCCACGCUCGCCAAUGAAAUGAUGAUGUACCACAUGAAGGUGUCAGAGGAGGAGGUGACAAAGCUGCUUGUGACUGGGAUCGAGCCUGUGAAGGAGAUUCAUUCGUGUUUCGCCGAGUUCACGUACACGCCCCGCUCCCUUCCGGACGACACCACGCCUCACGGCGUCCUCAGCAUGUUUGAAGAUAUGGGCUUCAUCAACACGUACAAGAUUGACCUGCAUACUCUGGCCAGGUUCUGUCUGAUGGUGAAGAAAGGCUACAGGGACCCCCCCUACCACAACUGGAUGCACGCCUUCUCCGUCUCGCACUUCUGCUACCUGCUUUACAAAAACCUAGGGCUGUCCAACUACCUCGAGGAUAUAGAGAUUUUAGCUCUCUUUGUUUCCUGUAUGUGUCAUGACCUGGACCACCGCGGCACCAACAACUCUUUCCAAGUGGACUCGCAAUCAGUCCUGGCUGCUCUCUACAGCUCAGAGGGAUCUGUAAUGGAGAGACACCACUUUGCCCAGGCCAUUGCUAUUCUCAAUACUCAAGGCUGCAACAUCUUUGAGAAAUUCUCCAGGAAGGAUUACCAGCGGAUGUUGGAUCUGAUGAGAGACAUUAUUCUGGCAACAGACCUGGCUCACCACCUUCGAAUCUUCAAGGAGUUGCAAAGGAUGGCUGAUGAUGGGUACAAUACAAAAAGUCGCACCCACCACUCCUUGCUGCUGUGCCUGCUGAUGACUUCAUGCGACCUGUCAGACCAAACCAAGGACUGGAAAACAACACGCAAGAUUGCGGAGCUGAUUUAUAAAGAGUUCUUCUCUCAAGGAGAUCUGGAAAAAGCCAUGGGGAACAGGCCGAGCGAGAUGAUGGACAGAGAGAAGGCGUACAUCCCAGAACUCCAGAUCAGCUUCAUGGAGCAUAUCGCCAUGCCCAUCUACAAGCUGCUGUCUGAGCUGUUCCCCGGGGCCACCGAGCUGUACGAGCGGGUGGCGGCGAAUCGCGAGCAGUGGACCAAAGUCUCCCACAAGUUCACCAUCCGCGGGUUGCCCAGCAACAACAGCCUGGACUUCCUGGACCAGGAGUACGAGCUGCUCCAGUCGCAGGGCGCUUUCGGGAGCGACGACCACUGCCUGAACGGUUGCCUCGAUGACACUGAGGGCGGUCAGGGCCAGUGACAAACAGCGGGGCCCCCGACGUGUUUUCCCUGAGGUUUUCCUGUCGUCCAGUAGGAGGCGAAGAAAACCUUUCUAGAGGCCAAAGACAGGCUGGUCUCUCUGAUGUCAACCACCUGGUGUGCUUGGAGGGCCUUUGCAGAACGGAAAAACUGAAUCGGACGGCCGUUCUGAACCUGGUGGAUUUAUGCGAGUCACCCGAUCUGAUGCUUGAUGUCGCUUGUGUCAAUUAGUCGAGGAGCGCAAAAAGAUGACGAGUAUCUUUCUACAUGUCCACACGUUCAUUCGUCACGUACCGAUCCUUCGUAAGAUUGUAAAAAUAAGACCAACCGACGCACACACGCAUACUCGCACAAAACAAGACGGAGACAUUCGUAGUCGUGGCAAAGACUCCUUCGACGUGUAACAGUGAGACGGUGUGCUAUACUUUCUGUUACGGCGGACUUUCCUUUCAGUUGCCACAGACCCCACCCGCUGCUCUUGAAUGCUUGAUGGACGAACUCCUCGCCGGUUACGAGUUAACCUGUGAUCACCCCCCCCCCCCAUUCAUAAGCAACUAACACGUCCUGUUUUUACGCCAUCACAGCAGAUUUUUUUUUUUUUUUUUGUAUCCACCUCGUUAGAAUAUCUGUAAACAAUACAUGACCUCCUUUUGUUCUUGUUCCUUCGUUUGAACAUGCAAACCCCUAGCUUGUGUCCAUCCACCAUCCUUCACCGUUUAGGGCACAUUUUAGACAAUCACCCAUCAAUAACACCAGAAGCCAUAAAUUAAAAAAAAAAUAAAAAUAAAAAAAGAAUGAGACACAUCCAUUUUGUGAACGUUAUUCACAUGAGUUCACUCAUGCAGUAAAACAAACAGUGCUGUGAAAAAGUGUCUGCCCUCCAUUGAGAUUUCUUGUUUAUGCCAUUUGUCAUAUUUAGAUGUCUCAGAUCAAUUUUCAAAUUUUAAUAUCAGACAAAGAUAAUCUGGGAAACUAUGAAACAAUGAUUUCUUUUAUUCAUCUCAAAAACUAAAGCUACCCAGAUCAACUUUGGCCUUAAAACUGACUUUAACACCUGUCAUCAAGAACUGGUUGAGUAAUUUUUACCCAUUAUUGUUUUAAUUUAGCCAUAGAGGAGGCAUUUAUGCUAUAUUUUUCCUGUCAUAACUCAACAUCUUCAUGCAAUUUAUGUCCAGGAUUUGACUAGGCCACUCUAAAACCUUGAUUUAGUCAGUUGAAGACUGGCUGGUGUUCUUCAGAUGACUGUAAAAUGACCUCAAGCUGAGGAUCUAAAGUUGAUGGCUGGACAUUCUCACGCUUUAUUUUAUGUUACUGAGCAGAAUUUAUGGUUCCAUCGAUGAUAACAGGUCCUCUAGGUCUUUUUAGAGGCAGGAUGCCCUUUUGCCCAGCCUGUUUUGAGCAGUUCUUUAAAUGUAGUUGUGUGUUUAUUUUAAACCUCCUGGUUGAGUCUUUGCGACACUCUUAAAGUUAUUUUGUAGGACCAGCCUCUCCUGUUUAGGGCUUUACCACUGCUCCAUGUUUCCUCCAUUUGUGGAUAAUGGCGCUCGCUGUGGCCUAUUGGAGCCCCAAAGCCUCGCAAGUCCCUUUUCAGACUGAUGGAUCUUAGUUACGUUCUUCCCCAUUUAUUUGUCAAUUUCCUUUGGCUGAGGUUCUUUUUCAGGUUCUAAACAAGGUUCUAUUUUAGCUUUUUUCUAUUUACUCAGGUUAUCUUUGUCUCAUAUUUAAGAUUGUUUGAUGCUCAGAAAUAUUAAAUUCUGAAAAAAUGCAAAAACAGAAAGAAAUAGUGGGCAAAUACCACAGCACUGUACAUUCAAUUUAUCAUUUUUGCCAUUUAAUUAAAUUAUUUACAUUUAUUUUGUUCUUUUUUGUUUGUUUUUUUGUUUUUUUAUUAAACAAUUUUAGGAUUAAAAAAAAGAAGCCCUUUAAAUGAUCCAUCUCAUUCGUUGGUGUAACUGUGCAGUAGGGUGUGUUAAAUAGUGUCACCGAGUGUGUCCAAUGGAUCUGCCUUAUCGCGUAUCUUUGCUGCCUUUAUUAGAGCUUUUAAUAUAUAAAAGUGGAAUAAAAAGUCUGUUUUAGUAUGUGUGUUGGAUAUUCGUGUGGACAUAGUGCGAGUAUCACUGUGUUGACUGAGAACAUGUAUAUUUUGUAAAACACUUGUUUAAAGACCUGAAAUGUUGCGUCUUUUCACUUCUUUUCUAUUCCUGCCUGUCUGUGCAUCAUACAUGAAAGCACCGCCACACCUGAACAUUACAGAAAGAAAAGAAUCAACAAGAGAUGUAGCCAUGGUAGAAAACGUCGAAUGAGUUGAGCUCUCAGAUGCUUCAUUGAAAAAUGUAUAAAAAAAAUAAAUAAAAAAAAUACAACUUGGGGUGCCAUACGCCUGUGCAAAUUCUCAGUUAUCCGGGUCAUCGGCUUAAAUCCGAGGCAACCGGACCUUUCUCUUGGUCAACAUGCCGUACUUUCAGAUUAACUAAAAGGCUUCUGAUCCAGGAUAAUUUAGGUUGUAAUGGACACCGCUGUGUUUUGGUGUGCUACGAAUGGACUGGCAAACAAAUGAGUGGAUGGACAAAUAGGCGUGUGGGUGACAUCGAACAAGACGAGAUAAAGCCCCCUCAAAAAGUAUUCACACUGUCUACAACCACAAACGUCAGUGUUUAUGCAUUGAUUUUUUAUGUGACAGACCAACACAAAGUAGUCUGUUUUUUUUUUCAUAUCCUACCAUUAUUGAUUUUUUUUUCUUUAAGUUUCAUCAGGAGACUGAUAGGCCCUUGUAACCAGUAGAUAUUCUUUGAUCUAAAAUGUCUUCAUUGUAGCUCUAGUUGUAAGUUUAGGCUCCUUGUCUUACUGGCAUGUUAGGGUUAGGGUUAGCCUGUGAUAAAGUUUAAAGUUUCAACAACUACUUUCUUCCUGCUGCUUUUCUGUAAAGACCACAUUUGUACUGUGUACAACUUUAAUAGCUGUCUUGCUGAUAGAUUCUCCCACCUGAGAUUUGAAUCUGCAGCUCCCCCAGAGUACCCACAGACCUUUUGUCUGCUUCUUUGAUUAAUGUUCACCUUGCCCAGCCAUAAGGAUUAGAUAAGCAGCCAUGUCAUGGUAGGUAUACAGUUGUGCCAUAGUCUUUCUGAUUUAAAAUAAGAUAUUCAAAGCUAGUUUAACAACCUAAUCCUGCUUUAAACUUCUCCACAACUUUUUUUUCUUUCUGACCCAUCUGCUGUGUUCUUUGGUCUCCGUGAUGCUGUUUGUUUACUGAUGUUGCAUUGAAUUUAGGUUGAACACAAGUGGACUCCAUUUUCUAAUUAGGGACAUCAGAGUAAAUGGGACUAAAUGCAAAUCCAUGACAUACUUUUGUAUUAAUGGUGGAGAAAAAAAGUUAAAUCAUGCACCAUUUCACUUCUGCUUCACUGUUUUGCACCAAUUUGUGUUGGUAUAUCACACAAAAUCCAAAUAAGAUGCAUUGCAGUGUGUAUAUUUUUUUUACAUAAUUAAAAGUUGAAAAAUGUCGUCGGGCGUGAAUACUUUUUGCAUGGGGGUACAGUUCAUUUAGCAUCAAGAGAGGAAAUGCAAAUGAACUCAUCUACUACUGUCUUUUCUCCUUUACAUCCAGAAAAAUAAAAUAUAUCGAUUUAAUUAGAAGAUUGAAUUAUAGGAUUUUUUUUUUUUUUGUUCUUUCCAAAGGACCCCGUGACGGGUAUUUAUAGGAAACAUUUUUGGUUUCAUUUGGAUAUACCUGAGCACUGCUGGGUGAAGGGGUUGAAUCUCACUUGUUCUGCUUUAUGAACGUAUUAUAAAAUUUUAAAAGGGCCUCACUGUGUUCAACUUCCUGCUCCUCCAUUUCUCUCACUUGUUCAAUUAUUGUGAAAACACUUUUACAGAUGUACAAGGCUUCUUCAUGUGCAAUAUGAAGCCUCUGUUUCUGUGACAUUGCAUAGAUACCUUCAUAAAUAGAAGUUGCUACAUACCUAUGCCCCCCUGUUAAAUCCUUGCUUUAGGUCGGGUUUGCCAGAGGUUUUUCAAGUCUUAAAUCCUGAUGUUU
Fundulus heteroclitus (mummichog) is the source of this 6795-nucleotide messenger RNA. It is a transcript of the gene pde2a, whose product is annotated as cGMP-dependent 3',5'-cyclic phosphodiesterase. Gene Ontology annotation, biological process: regulation of mitochondrion organization; negative regulation of receptor guanylyl cyclase signaling pathway; positive regulation of gene expression. NCBI's taxonomy places the organism in Eukaryota, Metazoa, Chordata, Actinopteri, Cyprinodontiformes, Fundulidae. Gene Ontology annotation, cellular component: mitochondrial outer membrane; mitochondrial inner membrane; synaptic membrane. Bases 16 to 2763 code for a protein of 915 amino acids. The record is from RefSeq and is a predicted model, not a curated record. Gene Ontology annotation, molecular function: 3',5'-cyclic-GMP phosphodiesterase activity; 3',5'-cyclic-AMP phosphodiesterase activity; protein homodimerization activity. The transcript is spliced from 29 exons.